AUGUGGCUUUCUAUCAAAAAGCGCAAGAUAGAAUAUCUCGGCCACGUGCUCAGGAACGAUAGAUACAUGCUGCUGCAAUUGAUAAUGAUGGGCAAAAUGGACGGAAAGAGACCUACGAGCUCCUGGGAUCCUAUAAUUAUAUUCCUUGUGAUACAGAAGUUGGACCCGGAGUCUCACAAAGAAUGGGAGCAGACAGCUUAUUCAAAAUCAGAGGACGAACUACCAACUUGGGAGAAUUUAAAAGAUUUCCUGCAGUCAAGAUACCGUACCUUAGAACUUGUAUUGUCCGUGUCAGGGACUUGUAGCAGCCGUGACAAACCUGUAAGAGAACGUUCACACUUAGUCACUGCCACAGCUACCACGUCACAGCCAAAUGAAAGAACUUGCGUGCUCUGUAAAGAAAAGCAUACAUUAUGUCAUUGUAAGAAUUUUACCACACUGCAACCUACAAAAAGAGCUGAUUAUGUCAAGACCAAAAAUCUGUGUUUUAACUGUUUGGUGCCUGGGCAUUCUGCUUACCAGUGUAAGUUACAAAUGUCCUGUCGCCUAUGUAGAAGACGACAUCACACUCUUCUCCACCGCCAUCAAGACUCGGCACAAACUGAGGAAAGGAAUCAACCGAGUGCAUCUCACCACGGGGUAGAAGAGAAAGAAGAGGUUAUAAAUAGCAUGGUGGCGUCACAUCACAGUACUAAACAAAGCACAGCACUACUAGCCACAGCGAUGGUUUUAGCGAGGAACGAGCAUAACCAAACCGUUGUUCUUCGUGCGCUAGUAGACCAAGGUUCGCAGGCUUCAUUUUUAAGCGAGAAGGCGGCUCAAAUGCUCAAACUUAACAGGCAACCAGCAAGAGGAAGUAUCAUCGGGGUAGGAUCUACUAGGACUAACGUUGAUCACAUGGUUCAACUUAAGAUUGGCUCCCGCUGGAAUCCAAGCUUCGAAAUCAACAUACAAGCAUAUGUUAUGAGUAAACAGUUGACCACGAAGAUCCCCUCCAAAGCUGUAACUGUCACACAUUGGCCACAUCUAGAAGGACUCAACCUGGCAGAUCCAGACUACUUCCAACCAGGUUCUAUAGACUUACUUCUUGGUGUUAAAGAGUAUGCACAGAUUGUGCAACCAACACUUAUUAAGGGCCCUCCAGGUUCUCCGUGUGCCCAAGAAACUAACCUGGGGUGGAUCCUCUUCGGGGAAAUCGAUAAUAACCGUGAAAAUGAAUCAUUUCUGGUCCUUCAUCAUCAAGUCCAUAUAGAUCAUAUGUUGAAAUCCCUCUGGGAAAUUGACAAUGAUAAAAAGAGAAUAUUAACAAAGGAAGAAAAGCUAUGUGAAACAAUAUAUGAAAAAACACAUACGAGAAAUAGUGAAGGAAGAUAUCUAGUAAGGCUGCCAUUUAAUACAAAUAAUCCAAUUUCGACUGAAGGAAAUACGAAAGAAAUAGCUAGAAAAAGGUUACUUCAACUAGAAAGAAGAUUUAAGAAAGAAACUAAACUGAAAGAAGAUUAUACAAAGGUCAUGCAAGAAUACAUAAAAGCUAACUACAUGGAAGAAAUACCUAAGAAUGAAAUAAACAAGAAAAAAUCAGUAUACUUACCUCAUCACGCCGUGGUACACGCAGACAGAGAAACUUCUAAGACACGCGUAGUAUUUGAUGCUUCAGCGAAGGGCUCUAACUGCGUUUCUCUAAACGAUGAAUUGCUUGUAGGUCCGCAACUGCAAGAGGACUUAAGGAACAUACUUAUGAGAUCGAGAUUACAUCGUGUUUGCUAUGCAAGUGAUAUACAAAAGAUGUACCUGCAAAUAUUACUUUAUGAAGAAGACGCCGAUCGAUAUCAACGCCUUUUGUGGAGAGAGAAUGAUUCAGACCCGAUUAAAGAAUAUCGUAUGCUUCGUGUUACAUUUGGUACAGCGGCGGCCCCUCACCUGGCUGUAAGAACGCUUCACCAGGUAGCUGACGAUGAGGGUCGAAAUCAUCCAAUGGCUGUUCGAAUUAUUAAAGAAGAUUUUUACAUGGACGAUCUAAUGUCGGGGGAGAGCAGUGCUCCUGAAACCAUAAAGAGAGCACAAGAAGUAGAUAAUAUUCUACAGAAAGGUGGAUUUGUAUUAUCAAAAUGGUCAUCCAAUUCUGCUGAAUUUUUGAAAUCUAUCGAACCAAACAAAAGGACAUCUCGAGCACAGUUGGAUUUUAAAUUGGAUGGAAAAGUACAAGCUCUAGGUUUGAUCUGGAACCUGGGCACGGAUCAGUUUCAGUACAAGGUUAACUUACCAGCAAAGUCAAGCAGUAUUACAAAGAGAGGCAUACUAUCUGAUAUUCAAAGACUUUUUGACCCACUGGGAUGGAUCGCCCCUAGCUUAAUUUUGGCUAAGAUACUCAUACAAAGGCUAUGGCUAGAACCGAUUGGCUGGGAUGACGAGAUUAACCAAUCGCUGUUACACGAUUGGCUGACAAUUAGAGAAGACUUUGAACAUGUAAAAGAGAUAGGUAUUCCAAGAUGGCUAAACACAGUAAGCACACAGAUGGAAAACAUCGAGGUUCAUGGUUUCAGUGAUGCUUCCAUGAAAGCCUAUGCCGCGGUGGCUUACAUUCGUGUGAAGAGGGAAGAUGGUUCAGUAUUCACCAAUCUAUUAGCUGCCCGUACUAGAGUGGCACCACUCCGUACCGUGUCUCUACCACGCCUGGAGUUAUGUGGGGCGCUGUUAUUAGCAAGGUUACUUAAGCAAAUAGAAAAUGCAAUGCGUAUACCUACUUCUAACAUCUAUGCAUGGACAGAUUCAUCAAUUGUUCUUGCAUGGCUAUCUGGUGAUCCUCAUAGAUGGAAGACAUUCGUGGCGAACCGGGUCGUAGAAAUUGUAGAAAAUGUAAACACACACCGAUGGUUCCAUGUAGCUUCGGAAGAGAAUCCUGCAGACAUCGGGUCGCGGGGCAUGCUGCUGGCGGACUUGAAACAGAAAGAGUUAUGGUGGACAGGGCCCAAGUGGUUAUGCAAAAAAGAAAUAAUAUACAGUAAGCCAGGAAUAACAGAAACAGAAUUAGAAAUGAAAACAAUAAAAUUAAAUACUUACCACAAUGCAGAAGAACUAAAACCUUUAACCGCUCAGUUUGAAGAUUUUGAUACGUUACCAGAAUUACUAAAAACUAUUAUUUACUGUAAAAGAUUUCUAAGAUACAAAAGUAAUUUAAGUACGAGCAAGGAAAUAACUACACAAGAAUUAGAAGACGCGCUUAUCACAUGCAUUAAGUUAGUACAACAAGAAUUCAAAGAAGAAAUAGAUCGGCUAAGAGAUAAGAAACAAAUCAAAAUAUUGGAUCCUAAGGGCAAAAUCAAUAACAAAAUUAUGUCGUUUGCCGGUGGAUUCCACUCGGUGAAAGGUCAUCUUGUAAUUUUGUCAAGAUUCUCUACCAAUGUCACUGUAGCAAUAUUAUACUAA
Molecule: messenger RNA, 3426 nt
Organism: Bombyx mori (domestic silkworm)
Lineage: Eukaryota; Metazoa; Arthropoda; Insecta; Lepidoptera; Bombycidae
Exons: 3
Coding region: 1-3426 (1141 amino acids)
Source: RefSeq, a predicted model, not a curated record